GAUGGCACAGAGGUGUUGGUAUUCAGAGGUGAACAAGGUAUUGACAAAAGUGGCACACAGAUAAUGAAACGUGGUAAGACCAGCAAACUCGUGUACUCAAAGGGCUCACCUGCUCUGAGAGAAUACAAGGACCUUCUAAAGAAAAUAAAAGAGGUACCUACAGAUCCUGACACUAGAAUUGGAAGUGAUGAAUCACUUUAUGAGGAUACUAGAGAAGAGCCGCAAUUUAAUGCCAGUGGUGAGGAAUACGCUGACCGUGAGAACAUUGAGUUAAUAGAUAUAAGCGCAAAACUAGGAGAUCUUCCAGGGCUAACAAUGCAAGAAAACAAUGAACUGAGAGGUGUACUUAACCCACCUGAUGGAUCAAGCAUAGAAGGCAGAACAGGUCCCAAUGGAGCGUUACAAAUACAAGCUGACUACUUUAACGAAGCUAUUGGUAAAACAACGGAACUGGCCACUGAAGCUGAGGGUACAACUGAGUAUAAUUCCCUUAUAGAAAGAAUUGACAGUUUGAAGGAACCUAGAGACAGGACACUAGAGCAGAGAGUAGUAGAGGAAGCAAGAGAGGCACAGUUGGAAGAUAUUUCUAGAUUACGUAGAUUUAUAGACUGGGUAGGAAAGGAGAAAGUGGGACUUGCAGGUAUAGCAGUGUCAACAGCAGGUUUAAUUACAGCCUUAUUGAUCCAUGCUAGGGGAGCCCUUGUGA
This is a messenger RNA of Paramuricea clavata, 706 nucleotides long. The record is from the annotation of a GenBank genome assembly. Lineage: Eukaryota; Metazoa; Cnidaria; Anthozoa; Malacalcyonacea; Plexauridae.